GUGUGAGCCUCGGAGGCCGUGGCCUGGUGCCGCCAGGCUCCCGGGUGGGGAUUCGAGGGCCCUCUCGACUUCCGGAGGCCCCAGAGCUGAGCCCCGGCCCGUCCCGUCUGCGGCCCCGCCUCGCCCGGGUGCAGGGAGCGCAGGGUUUCUGCAAGGGGGUGCAGAACGAGGCUGCACUUUUUCCGGAAGCCCCGGCCGCCGCUGGCACCUGCAGAGAGGCAAGGGGAGCGGCGAGGCGUCCGUAUCCACCCUCAGCCCGCGAGAUCCGGACUUCGCGGCCUCCCCGCUCUCCCGGCGCGGGCUCCACUUCCGCCGCGCGGAGCCGCUGCGCGGAGCCAUGUUUUCUUCUCGGCCCGGCGGACUUCCCAGAGUUGCCCGGCGAGUCCCGUUACCUGGCAGGUGACAGCAGCGUGACCGUGCUCUUGGCCGGCGUGGUGCUGCGAGCUUGAUCAGAGCGCUUGAGAUACAAGAGAAGCAAAGCCACGUCCUUCCCUGUAAAGACACGUGGGCCUGACCUUGCAGCGCGAGGUUCCCAGCUACCGGUCUCUUUUUUUUUUCUAAGUAGGCAAGCUCAAAUCUGGAAUCCCAUGGCACAGGGCAAAUUUAUUAUGCACAGCACGGAAAAUUCGAAGGUACUGUCCAAGAAGCUGGGACACUGCUAUCCAGUAAGAAUGUUCGUGUCAACUGUUUGGAUGAGAAUGGAAUGACUCCUCUAAUGCACGCAGCAUACAAAGGAAAACUUGACAUGUGCAGGCUGCUUCUACGACACGGAGCCGACGUGAACUGUCACCAGCACGAGCACGGAUACACAGCCCUCAUGUUUGCGGCGCUCUCUGGAAAUAAAGACAUCACGUGGGCAAUGUUGGAAGCCGGAGCAGAGACAGACGUGGUCAACUCCGUAGGAAGAACAGCAGCUCAGAUGGCAGCCUUUGUGGGGCAACAUGAUUGUGUGACAAUAAUCAACAAUUUCUUCCCAAGAGAGAGACUGGAUUAUUACACAAAGCCCCAGGGGCUGGACAAAGACCCCAAGCUGCCCCCAAAGUUGGCUGGCCCCCUGCACAAAAUCAUCACCACAACCAAUCUUCACCCCGUCAAGAUUGUGAUGCUUGUAAAUGAGAAUCCUCUGCUGGCAGAAGAAGCGGCCCUGAGUAAAUGCUACAAGGUGAUGGAUCUGAUUUGCGAGAAAUGCAUGAAACAAAGAGACAUGAAUGAAAUCUUGGCUAUGAAAAUGCAUUACAUCAGCUGCAUCUUUCAGAAAUGCAUCACCUUCCUAAAAGACGGAGAGAAUAAACUGGAUGCCCUGAUCAGAAGCUUGUUAAAAGGCCGAGCUUCUGACGGCUUCCCGGUAUACCAAGAAAAGAUCAUUAGAGAAAGCAUCAGAAAAUUCCCAUACUGUGAAGCUACCCUCCUGCAGCAGCUGGUGCAAAGCAUUGCUCCUGUGGAAAUCGGUUCAGAUCCCACUGCAUUCUCUGUCCUCACCCAAGCCAUCACUGGCCAGGUGGGCUUUGUGGAUGUGGAAUUUUGUACAACCUGUGGAGAAAAGGGAGCGAGUAAAAGAUGCUCCGUGUGCAAAAUGGUAAUAUAUUGUGACCAAACUUGCCAAAAAACACACUGGUUUACGCAUAAGAAAAUCUGUAAGAAUCUGAAGGAGGUUUAUGAGAAGCAGCAGUUGGAGGCUGCCAAAGCAAAGAGUCAUAAGGAGAACACAGAUGGCAAAUUGGAUGUCAGUGCUAGUCGUGCUUAUGAAGAGCAACCAGGGGCUGAAGUAGGUGUCACCCAGGAGGCCUGCAGUGCCCAAGGUUGUGUGGAAGGCGAGAAAGAGCCUUUGGGAAGUGAGGCUGCGCUGGGAAGUGCACCGGAGACCCCUGCAGGCCCACAGGCCGCUGAGGAGUAGAAGCCACAGCGGGCACUUGCAGGGACCAGGGACAGUCCUCGCCCUGGCAGGCUCUCGGGACUCUCCCUGCCUCGCUACACCUGCCUGGCGCGCGGUGGGACUGCACGUUUCACGGAACAGGCUUUCACGCAGGGCGCCAUCUGCCGUGCCCUCAUCUGCUGAGUUCUGUUCUGUGACUGCACAAGCAUUUCUAUACACACACGCUUUCUUACAAAAUGCAGGAAAAACAUUUCUAUUCCCUUUCUUAGGCUGCUUCCCCAACAGUUGUUCUCGAAGGAAAAAAUCCUGCGAAAGAAAGAAGUACAGACUCAAGGGAACAAAGGGACAAGCAGAAAAGGUGUGAAAGAGAUUUUCUAUGACCACAGAAAUAAGUAGUUAAAAAAAUCAUACCUAUAUGUGAUUAAAAUACAUGUGAUAGCACUUAUAAUGGCGAAGUUUCACUUACUGAGAUUUAAUGAAUUGAAGAAAAGCUGUAUGUUGAAUAAAAUCUUCACCAUUGUUCCACAGGUAUAGUUUUAUAUAGAAAUUGUCCUGAGUAGUCUGAGUGCUGUAUGUAUAGUUGCUGCUGUGAAGUUCUCUGCAGCAGUUGUACCUUCAGAAAUGUGAGUUUCCUUGGAAGGAACAAAGGUGUGCUAUCGCUAGGGCUGAGCAUGAGUGUUAGGACAUUCCUGCACAGUUUUGAUGAAUAUAUACAUAUAUUAUAUAUAUAUAUAUAUAUAUAUAUAUAUAUAUAUUUCUUAUGAGACCAUGUGCCAUACUAUAUUUGAAAGGGUUUUAUCUUCCUGUAAGCUUUUUAUGGAACUCUCCCUGUCCAGCAACUGUGGUUUGUAACUGUCAUCUAGAGAACGUUCAGCCCUGUUUUUAUCCUAUGUGAUAUUUAAACAGAUUGAGUGUGAUGUCUGAAGAUUGUGCUUUCAGUGUUUCUUGUAUUGAUUUUUAAAUGUCACAUCUACUCCUAUAAACGACUCAUCUUGUUCCGUAAUUUGUUAAGAGGUGGCACAUAUAAGAAAAUAUAAUCAAUAAAGGGAAACGUAGAAAAUAAUGGAGAAAAAU
Messenger RNA from Octodon degus (degu), 2947 nucleotides. It is a transcript of the gene Ankmy2, whose product is annotated as ankyrin repeat and MYND domain containing 2. The transcript has 10 exons. The record is from RefSeq and is a predicted model, not a curated record. The coding region runs from base 704 to 1894 and encodes 396 amino acids. Gene Ontology annotation, molecular function: protein binding. NCBI's taxonomy places the organism in Eukaryota, Metazoa, Chordata, Mammalia, Rodentia, Octodontidae.